UCAACCUUCACUCGUUCCAUCCUCACACGAUGCGCAUAGACUAGACCGCCGUGCUCUCCUGCUCGAGCAGUCAAGCCCUCUCCACUCUACUGACGACAUCGACACAGCAUGGAUGGCAUCCUCACCGCCCACGCCGCGCUGGAGAAGUCGGGCAAUCUCUCCAAGGCCAUCGCCGACGUUCAACUCCUCAUCCAACACCUGCAAAAGGCCCGCGAUGCCGUCGCGGAAACGCCGGAGCUCACGGCGAUGCACAUGGCCAAGCUGAAGCAGCCCGUCAAGGCAUCGUUCGACCAGAUCGAGGAGGACUUGAAGGAGGUGAACAAAGGGCUGAACCAUUAUCAGAAGGCGGUCAAGGACAAGUUCAAGGCGGCACAACUGCCAGCUGCAGGCGCGGAUGGAGGGGUGCUGGGCAAGGAGGCGGGACUGGUGAACCGCGCCAUUGCCAUGCAUUUGUUGCGCGAGGGCAAGUUUGAUGUGGCCCACACGUUUGUGAGGGAAGUCAAUGAGCGCGCACCUGCGGGGACCGGCGAUGAGGGGAAAGAGAGCAAGGGAGAAGAGCGAUGGCGGGAAGAUUUUAAUCUCCCCUCGGACUUCGCCAUGGAUGAGGGCGAUGGCGCGCGACUGCCGGGUGGACAGCUGCAGAGCAAGUUCUCCGAGAUGUACCACGUCCUCAACUCCCUCAACAACCAGCACGAUCUCGGCCCGGCAAUCGCAUGGGCAAGGGUGAACAGCAACGAGCUCGAGAGGCGCGGGUCGAAUCUGGAGUUCGAGCUGGCGCAGCUCAAGUUCAUCGAACUCUACACCUCAUGCGAAGACCCCUACCACCCCUUUGCCGGCCCGUUGCAGGCGCUGCAAUACGCACGAGACACCUUUCCGGCGUUCAGCUCGAGAUAUUGCAAGCAGACGUCCAACCUGUUGGGCUCUCUGGCCUUCUCUACCGCGCUCGAUCAAAGUCCGUACACGUCAUUCUUCCACGACGAAAGCACCUACACCAACGUCGCAGCCACCUUUACCCGAGAAUUCUGCGGCAUGCUGGGACUGUCGGAAGCCUCGCCCCUCUACACCGCAGUUACGGCAGGCGGCAUCUCUCUGCCCAUCCUGGAGAAGGUGGAGCGCGUGAUGGCACAGUCAAGAGGACAGUGGACAUCAGUCAACGAACUGCCGGUGGAAACACCACUACCGCCCGGCAUGCAGUACCACAGCAUCUUUGUGUGUCCGGUCAGCAAGGAGCAGGGCACCGAUGCCAAUCCUCCGAUGAUGCUGCCGUGCGGACACGUGAUUGCGAAGGAGAGUCUGGAGAUGCACGCGCGAGGCAAGUCGCGGAUGAAGUGUCCAUAUUGUCCCAACGAGAGCCAUCCAAGGGAAGCGAAGCGGGUGUAUAUUUGAUGCCAGUAUCUACUUCGACCACGAAUGUUACGAUGAUCUGUCCCAAUCUGUUUCACUAACCCUGCAAGAGAAAUGUACAUUUGAUGCUCAUGACGUCUUGCCGUUUCGGCGAAUCAGCGCGUGGGGAUUAUCGAUUACGCUGCCUGACGUGCAUGACGUGAGGCUGGAGGGGCACGUUUGUUCAAUGCA
Messenger RNA from Neohortaea acidophila, 1575 nucleotides. Its product is annotated as RMND5A protein. Bases 109 to 1386 code for a protein of 425 amino acids. Gene Ontology annotation, molecular function: ubiquitin protein ligase activity; protein binding. The record is from RefSeq and is a predicted model, not a curated record. Lineage: Eukaryota; Fungi; Ascomycota; Dothideomycetes; Mycosphaerellales; Teratosphaeriaceae. The transcript has a single exon. Gene Ontology annotation, biological process: proteasome-mediated ubiquitin-dependent protein catabolic process. Gene Ontology annotation, cellular component: GID complex; cytoplasm; nucleus.